AUAAUCAUCGAUUUUUGUUCCAGCUUUGUAAACCAGCGUUGUUGUUUGUAAUUUUGCAGCGAAAAGUAAUAAAGCCGCACACAACUCCACCGUGAACAGAUCCAUACCAGUCCAGUAAAAUAUCCGAUAAGCGAGAAAAUGUCAGCCAAGCGCAAGGCAGGAGGCAACGGAGCCGGACCCAAUAAGCGGCGCCCGAAGAAGAAGGAGUCUGACUACGAGGAUGAGUUCAGCGAUGAGUCCGAAGAAGACGGCGUGCACCAACAGGCGGCCGCUGCUAAUCAAAUGGAGGUUCUCAUUCCCCACGACGACCUUGACCCGCCCAGCAAGCUGCCCGAGGACUUGCUGGCCACUUUGGAAAAGACUCCGGGCCAGAUGCUGCUUGCCGGCAUGGUAACCUGGGACCUGACUGGUAAGCGGGACCGCAAGAACGUUACGAAGGUGCGCCCAAACCUGUACAGCUUUCACCGGUUUACGGAUGAGAAGUAUCGAUAUGUGGCUAGCGGACCCAGUGCCGCUCACACAAUUGUUAUCAACAUGGACCGCAAGGCGCUUGGUUUUGGGCGGAAUCCCAGCGGCCAGCUGGGCCUUAGCCAAGACAUUAAGUUGGCUGAGAAGCCCACCCUCAUUCCGGCCCUGGAACAGCUAAACAUCGUGCAAGCAGCGGUCGGCCGGCAUCACACUCUGUUUCUGACCGACACGGGCACCGUAUACGCCUGCGGCGAGAAUAAGUCUGGCCAGUGCGGCGUGGGGAAUACCCACGCCAAUAUCUAUUCGCCCACGCCGAUCAACUACCGAGGACCGCCGAUCAUCCGGAUCGGUUGCGGGGCCGAGUUCUCGGUCAUUCUGGACAUCAAGGGGAGCCUGCACACAUUUGGACUGCCAGAAUACGGCCAGUUGGGCCACAACACUGACGCCAAGUAUUUUGUAAACGCCAACAAGCUGUCAUUCCACUUCGAGACGUCGCCCAAAAAGGUGGUCCUGUAUAUAGAGAAAAGCAAGGAAGGCCAUGUGACGCCAGUCGAUGGUGUGCAGAUCGUGGAUUUUGCCUGCGGCAACAACCACACAGUCGCCAUUGACUCCAAGAAACGCGUCUACAGCUGGGGCUUUGGCGGUUUUGGACGUCUCGGCCAUGCAGAGCCCAAGGACGAGAUGGUACCGCGACUAAUGAAGUUUUAUGACACACAGGGUCGGGGUGGGCGUAGCGUCUACUGCGGAUCUACUUUUAGUCUGAUCGUUAAUGAGCUGGGCCUGCUCUUCCUGUUCGGCCAGAAUAAGAAGACAGGCGAGGCUAAUAUGUAUCCCAAACCAGUUCAGGAUCUGUCCGGAUGGAAUAUCACCGACAUUGGCUGUGCCAACACAUCAAUCGUGAUUUCGGCCGAUGACACACUUAUCGCUUGGGGCGCAUCGCCAACGUUUGGAGAGCUGGGCAUCGGGGAGUUCCAGAAGUCGUCGACGGUGCCUAAGGAGGUGCCAAAGUUGGACAACAUUAAAAUACCUCAGGUAACUAUGGGUUACUCGCACACGGCGUUGCUGGUGGACACCAGCCACGAGGGCACGAAGCAAAAGUACGAGAAGAUGCCCGAGUACACUAUUGAUGAUUAGAUGGCGAGCGGCUUUUUAAUGCUGCCACAAACAAAUAUACCGCUGCCAACAACAAUACUGAUCCGCGUAGGAAACACUGAGAACUGAUCAUCGAAACUCUGCUGCUACUUAUUUAAAGUGAAACUAAACAAAUCCAGCAAAUUAUAUGCUAUAAGUUAAAAGUUCAUUAUUAUGCUAAAACUCGCUAUCUACAUACUAUUCGAUAAUCUCAGAAUACGGAUAAAAUGUAUUUUGUUCCCAAACUCUAAUUUAUUCUCGUCACUGAUACAAUGUAACCCUCAACCUGUUUCCUUCUUUCUAUAAUUUAUUGCCGCCCACCUUUAGGAUUAAAAUCCAUUCACAUAACGUAUGAUUAUCCAUUUUUAAUUUGUAAUUUACACCACAAGAUACAGUAUUCUGCAUACAUUUCAAACAGAGUGAGCAAAAGCAAAAUGCUAACUACAAAACAAGUAAUUUAACAAAACAAGCGCAUAGGUUACACAUAAAAAGUAUACCAUGGAAGAAAUCCAAUACCAGUUGCAACUAUUAACUAGUACAUCAUGCAUUUUAAUCAUAUACAAAGGAAUAUUUAAAUAAAAAGAAUGUUAGUAAUUAGA
This is a messenger RNA of Drosophila takahashii, 2198 nucleotides long. RefSeq names its product protein RCC2 homolog. The record is from RefSeq and is a predicted model, not a curated record. Lineage: Eukaryota; Metazoa; Arthropoda; Insecta; Diptera; Drosophilidae. Gene Ontology annotation, molecular function: small GTPase binding. Gene Ontology annotation, cellular component: membrane. Gene Ontology annotation, biological process: negative regulation of GTPase activity.